AUGAGCGCCCUAUCCGACAAGCUGAAUGCGCUGACUAUGAAAUUUGACUGCAUGGCAAUGGGGCAAUCGUCACAAGAACCCCAAGGAAAUAUGGAGGACGUGAACUAUGUGAAUCAAGGGGGAAACAACCGGUAUUACAAUAAUCACCGCCCCAACUUUCAGGGUGGUGGAUAUAAUCAGUUCGGGAACAAAGGGCAUCCCAAUCUCUCUUAUGGGAACCCCAAGAAUGCUCUGCAACCACCCCCGGGGUUCACGGUUACUAAUGGAGUGGUUAAUGAUCCGAAGAAGAUGACCACGGAAGGCAUACUCAAGUCUUUCAUGCUACAGUCCAACAAGCUCAUGGAGCAGAACAAUCACAGGAUGGAGAAGGUGGAGACAGAUGUGCAAAGUAUGGCCACUCAUCUGAAGAACAUCGACACACAGAUCAGCCAGAUUUCCCAGACUGUGAGUACUAUUACUCAAUCGGGAAAAUUCCCUUCGAACACCAUCAUAAAUCCCAAAGAUUGCAAAGCUGUGCAGUUGAGGAGUGGAAAAAGUUAUGAGGGACCUGCAAUGCCAUCAGAGGACAGAGUAACAGAAAAGGCACCUGAAGAGGAGGAGUUAGUCGAGGAAGUUGAGACCGAGACAGUACAGAUUACUUCUCCACCUAAGGAGAACGUGGUUCCAACUCUACCUACACCACCUGCAGCUCACACUCCCACUGACGUGAGGAUUCCCUAUCCUCAACGUGUGCAGAAGAAGAAGACAGAUGCACAGUUCUCGAGGUUCUUGGAUGUAUUUAGGAAGGUGCAGAUAAACAUCCAAUUUGUGGAAGCACUACAACAGAUGCCCAGCUAUGCCAAGUUUCUGAAGGAUGUGAUUUCCAACAAGAGGAGAUGGAUGGAGUAUGAGACGGUGAAUUUGACUGAAAGCUGCAGCUCCAUUAUUCAGAAGAAGUUGCCAGCUAAACUGAAGGAUCCGGGAAGUUUUACCAUCUCUUGCAUAGUGGGAGAUUGUCAAGAAGGGAGAGCGUUAUGUGAUAUGGGGGCGAGUAUCAACCUGAUGCCUUAUUCGUUCUUUCAGAAAAUGAAGAUUGGGGUGUUCAGACCCACUACUAUAUCACUGCAGAUGGCUGAUAGAACAGUGUCAUAUCCGAAGGGGAUCGUUGAAGACGUACUUGUGAAAGUCGGGGAAUUUAUUUUUCCAGCCGACUUUGUAGUAGUUGAUAUGGAGGAAGAUAGGCACGUCCCACUUCUCUUAGGCAGGCCCUUCUUAGCCACAGGGAGAGCACUGAUUGAUGUGCACAAAGGAGAACUUACUCAACGACUGAAUGAUGAGAGUAUCACAUUUUCCAUCUAUGGUGCGAUGCAGAAAUAUGAUGAUGAGGAUGCUUGGUGGUUCAAACAGUGUAACAUGAUCGAGGUGAUUGAUGAUUGUGUGAGAGAGUCUUUACUGGCUUUAGACAAUCUGCAAGUGUCUGAAUUUACUGAGGAGCUACUUCAUUUUGUGGGAGCUCUUAAUUCUGGUGGGGAGAUUCCAAGAAGGAAUAAUAAGUUUUUAUCUCUCAAAGAUCCGGCAGAUGAGGAAGAGAAAGAAGAGAAGAAUGAGGAACUUAAGUCGUUGCCUUCACACCUCAAGUAUGCCUUCCUUGGAGAGAAUGAGACGUAUCCGGUAAUUGUCUCUUCAUCAUUUACUCCCACUGAACUCGAUAAACUGCUGCGAGUGCUCAGGAAGCAUAAGGGAGCUAUAGGGUGGUCUAUCUCAGACCUAAAAGGAAUCAGCCCUACUGUUUGCAUGCACAAGAUUCUAUUAGAAGAAGGAUUUAAACCUAAUGCUCAGAAUCAAAGGAGACUAAACCCGAUAAUGCAAAAUGUGGUGAAAAAGGAGGCAUUGAAGUGGUUGAAGCCGGAAUUAUAUAUGCUAUUUCUUACAGUGAUUGGGUAA
This is a messenger RNA of Salvia splendens (bonfire salvia), 1923 nucleotides long. RefSeq lists its product as uncharacterized. NCBI's taxonomy places the organism in Eukaryota, Viridiplantae, Streptophyta, Magnoliopsida, Lamiales, Lamiaceae. The record is from RefSeq and is a predicted model, not a curated record. Bases 1 to 1923 code for a protein of 640 amino acids. The transcript is spliced from 2 exons.